Molecule: messenger RNA, 4008 nt
Organism: Eimeria tenella
Lineage: Eukaryota; Apicomplexa; Conoidasida; Eucoccidiorida; Eimeriidae
Exons: 9
Coding region: 1-4008 (1335 amino acids)
Source: RefSeq, a predicted model, not a curated record
AUGAAGGCGCAGACACCUGGGGAGUCACUUCCGGUCACUGUCGAGCGCCAGCAGCAGCCAGAGCCUGAACAACUGCAGCAGCAGCACAAGCCGCAGCAGCAGCACAAGCCCCAGGAGGAGCAGCAGCAGCCUCCCCUUCUGCCCCUGCAGGCUUACAGGCCUUUCCAGCGCAGAGCACCCCCAGUUGGGACUUCCCCCCUGCGGCUUCGCAGGCUCAGCUCUCACCCCCGCCAAGUGGGCGUAAGCUGGAAGGAACUCGCAGAGGCCCGUGUGUGUGGGUCUCAGCUGGAAGGGGCGCCUGCGGAGGUGACCAGUGGCCCAUCCAGCGCAGCAGCAAGCAGCUCCGUGCACAGCAAAAUGCCUGUGCAUGCGCGGGUGGCGGUGGCGGAGUCGCAGGGAUUCUUGCGAGCCAAAGUGGCUGCCAAGGAGCAGCUCUGUUCGCAAGUCAUUGGCGAAAACCAGCAGCUCAUCAGAGAGCUCGAGGAGACCAAAGCGAGACACAGACAAACUGUAGAGCGACUUAAAGCGGAGGCGGCUGCUGUGGUGCAGCAGCUGCUGGCAGAUACUGCAGUCUACCGCGACACCCACGACAACCUCGUGCGGAAGCUGCAAAUUCAAGAACGUCAAGUGGCCACAGAAGCUUUGCUGGCUCGGCAGGCGGAGCGGCGGUGGGAGGAGUCUGAGGAAAAGUUGCAAGUGCUGAAGAGGUUUGUGUCGGGUCUUCAAGAAAAACAAAAGACUCUCGAGGAAGAGGCCCACGCCUUCACCACCGCCUUCCGCUCCCUCAAGGCUGCAGUCAAAAGUUUUGCUGCUACCAUUGCAGCUUGCAAUCUCGUGCUCUCUGAAACGGAGGCGACACUUUUAGAGAAAGGCUUCGUCAAGGAAGUCAGCUCCCAAGGCAUUUUGCAGGCGAGGCUCAAGAGCAUCAACGCCACGCGGGAGCCCACCUCGAUGGUCCCGGCCGUGGAGGUUUCGCGUCUGCAGCGAGAAAGGAAAAUGUGGGAGAAUAAAUUUGUGAGAGUAGAGAAGGAACUUCGGACAGUGGCGAAACAACUGGAAGAGACCAAAAAAGAAAAUGCCCGCAAAGCGGACGUCUUGCUGAAGCUUCGCCUCAAAGACCAUCGCCUCAAAGUGCAGGAAGCUGAUUUUGCUGCGGCUAAGGCAAAGGCCCAUGAGCUGCAGCUGCAGAUGGAGAAGCUUCGCAAAGAGAGAGAUGAUCUCGCUGCCUGGAAAGCAUCUCACCCUGUCUACAAAGGCUACCGGUGGGACUCUUCGGCUGAGGGUCGGUCUCGUUCAGCCAGCCGGGGCGGCCGUGCUGCUGCGCAGCCUGCAGCAGGUGCAGCAGCUGCAACUGCUGCAGCUGCUGCAGCAGCCGCUAAAAAGAAGAGUUCGGGGAAAGUGGCAGCAGCACUGCAGCCGCCAGACACUCACGAGGCCCCACCUUCUUCGCCUAGGGAUCGGGCUGUCUUGGGCCGUUCUGCUUCUCGGCUUUCUCUGGCCAGCAGCCGCAGAGUUUCUUCUGUGGCUUCUGCUGCUGCUCCAGGGGAGCAGGGAGCAGCAAAAGCGCGGAAGUCGCAAAGUCCCAGCGCGCCGGAGCUGCAGAGGGCUCGCGACUCCUUCGUCUCAGCAGCAGCUGCUGCUGCUGCAGGACUUGCUGCUCCUCUCAUGGCCCCAAAGUCCGCCAGUGCCCCCACUCUCCCUUCGACCCAAGAGCUGCACAGGCCCUCUUCCAUUUCCCGCGGGACUUCGCGGCAGUCUCUGCAAGAUUCUGAAAUGAAGCCCCCCGAGGGCCCCCUUGGGGGCCCCCGCGGGGGCCCCCAUCGCCACCAGCUCACCUUGACUUUGCCAGCGAGCCCCCGGUCUGUGGUGACCCCGGUGUUCUCCAGGCCAGCAGCAGCAGAAACAGAAGCAGCAGCAGCAGCAGAGACGGCUAAGAGGGCCCCCAGCGCUGCUGAUGGGGUGUCUGUACAGGGCAAGGGCAAUGCUGAUGUGGACCGGCUUUCUGCCUUUUUCAGCAGCGCCUUCAUAAAGGCAGCAGAGAAGGAGAAAAAGUCGACGCUGCAGCACGCGCAGAAAGAACACACCGGCGAGCCUGCAGCAGCAGCAGCAGCAGCAGAAGCCGGCACGAGGCGAAGUGCCUCCAGAGCCUCCCUGCGGUCUGGCCGCAGAAUCCACAUUGAGCUACAAGACGCUGCAGACGCAGCAGCGGCAAAAAGCAGCAAAGUUUAUGAAGAAGAGGAGCAGCAGCCCCUGAGCCCCAAAAGCCAAAUAGCCCGGGCCCAGGCAAUUGCCUUCAUGGAGGGCAGCGCCCCCAGCAGCAGCCACCGUAGCAACAGAGCCCCUUUUGGGGAUUCCAGGUUGUCAAGAAUAGAUUCUUUUGGUUCCGUCGCAACUGUCAGGACCCUGAGAAGCCCCAGUCCAGCUGCAGCAGCAGCAGCAGCAGCAGCAGCGGCGGUGGCGGCGCCCGCAGCCACGUCACCCAGAGCAGCAGCAGCAGCAGCAGCACUCGGAGACGCUGCUGAAAGAGCUGCAGCUGCAACACAGGAAAAUCGGGUACUGCAUAAGGGGCCUCCUCCCCAACCUCCGCCUUCCUUACCGCAAGCAGCGCCAGAAGCUGCAGCACUCAAAGCAGCAGCACCAGCAACGCCAGCAGCAGCAAAGCCAGCAGCAGCAGCAGCAGCAGCAGCAGAUGAAGAAGGCGUGACGCCGGCCUUCCGAACCCGCCGCGAUUUGGCGGGGGAAAGGGGAGAACAAAGUGGAGCCUCUCGGGAGAUGGCGCAGAGCAGGUCGAGGGUAGCAGAGCCAAAAGAGAGCAGCAGCAGCAGCAGCAGCAGCUCAGCAGCAGCGCCAGCAGCUGGUCCCACAGCAGCAGCCCCUGCGGAGCCAGUGAGGCCCAAGGGCCUUGAGAGCAGCCACGAAGGAGAAAAGGCGAAGUCCAAGUCGCCGCCCGCGGCCCUCAGCAGCAAAGGUGCAGCAAAAGCAGCAGCAAAAACGCCAGCUCAGGGGCCCCAGGAAUCAGAAGUUGAGGGACUUCUGCGAAAGUAUUUGGGGGACAAACCAGAAGCUGUGGAGGGCCCCGUAGUCACGGUGACUGCACACAAAGGGAGUGCGCGGCCAUUGGGGGUCGCCGCAGAAACAGCAGCAGCAGCAGCAGCAGCAGCACAGGCCUCUCGGGAGCACAGCGAUGCCUGGGCAGAAGAGGGGCCUCGUGCGCGGGGGACAGAAAUGAGAGAAAAGAAAACGGGAGAAGGGGGGGGCCCACAAGGGGCACCCUUGCCUUCCACGCAGCCCAAGGCAGCUAGAGUUAGGGCGGAGUGGGAAAGCGCAGUUGAGUUUGAGAAAAGAAAUGCAGCAGCAGCAGCAGCAGCUUUACAUGCAGAAGAAAACCCUGAAGAGAUGCAACAGCCCAUCAUUAGGCUCGGCACUAGGGCCGGGGCUUCAGGGGGCCCCUCUCGCAUCAUUGCUGGGGUCUUGAAGGCCCCACCUAAGCUAAUGAACAAGUCUGGCCCCACAGCCCCCCCACGGUCGCAGCUGCAUGCAGCAGCAGCUGCUCCGCAGCAGCCUGCAGCAGCAGCAGCAGCAGCAGGUGCUGCGUCUCCAGGCCCUUCUGCAGCAGACCGAGCAGCAGGCGCUACACGCGCGGCUGAGAGCGGGAGCCGCAGCAGGCCGCAGAUAGUGCCCCCCCUUGAUGCUGCAGCAGCUGCAGCAGCAGCAGGCGCAGCAGCAGCAGCUGCUGCAAAGCCUGACGAGCUUUUGCCCGCCGAGUCCAGCGAGGGUCUCUUGAAGGUCCCUGACGAGCAGCCGCAAGGGCCACACAGCAGCGAAACGCAUGCAGGGGGGCCCCCCGGGGGGGCCCCCCAUGCAUCUAGUGGGAGCCACCAAAGGAAACGCCUCUCCGCUGGAGACGCCACUGCUGGGAGUUGGGCAAUGGCAACUCCAAAGAUAAACAUCAGUGCCUUAAAAACCCCGAAUUCGUCUUCGACAAAUUUGCCAACUUCUCUUACUUAA